Blepharisma stoltei is the source of this 1788-nucleotide messenger RNA. The record is from the annotation of a GenBank genome assembly. Lineage: Eukaryota; Ciliophora; Heterotrichea; Heterotrichida; Blepharismidae.
AUGGCAAAGUUUAUAAAAUAUAUGAAAAAGAAGUCUUCAGCAUCAAUACCCGCAUCCUUCUUAAAAAAAACAUAUGACAUGCUUGAGCAAGAAGAGUCAGGCGAACUAGUCUCUUGAACUGAAGAUGGCACAGCCUUCGCUAUCAAAAAUGUUAAUGAGUUCAGUGAGAAGGUCCUCCCCAGGUACUUCAAACACAACAAUCUUGCAAGUUUUGUACGUCAGUUGAAUAUAGCGUCUGUCCCGCAUUAGAUUGCCUUUGCGAGGGUUUUCUGCAGCAACUUGGAGCUCUGACGAGCCACCUAAAGGUGACAAGCCAACUCCUAGCUGACAAAAGCAUCUCUUUUGCAAGGAAUUGUCAACUUGGAGUUGACUUGCCACCUUUAAGUGGCUCGUCAGAGCUCCAAGCUGCUGCAGAAAACCCUCGCAGAGGCAAUCUAAUGCGGGGCAGACGCUAUAUGUAUGACUUCCACAAGUGCAGAGUGGCUCCAUGUGAAAUAACCGUGCAUUUUUGAUAGUGCGAUAUUUCCUAGCUUCUAACUCCCCCCCCCUCCGUGAGCGAACAAAAAAAAAAUUUUGUUCACUCACGGAGGGGGUUAAUUUUUUUUUUUUUAAAAAAAUUUAUAUAUAAAAUUUUAUAAAAAAUAUUUUUUUUUCGAAAUUUAAAAAAUCCUAAUUUGCAAAAAUUGGGAAAGCAAAUAUUAAUUUAAUUUGCAAAAUUUAUGUUUUAAAACGCAAUUUGUUUUAAAAAUUAAACAGAAUUAGCUCUAGAUUUCAUUAUACUAAUUAUCACUUAUAUAUCAAAAUUUUUUUUUUCCAUUAAAAUUUUUUCUAUAUAAAAAAAUUUUUGUUCACUCACACGGAGGGUGGGUUUUUGGUCAAAAAAAAAAAUGGCGAUUUUUCUAAUGGUUUUGUUCGCUCACGGAGGGGGGGGGGGGAGUAAGCAUUUUUGAUAGCGAGACAUUUGACUGAAAAAACUGUUAAAUUUUGGCAAAAUGGUAAACUAUUAUAAAAAAUUUUCGAAUUUUCUUCAAAUUGAAAUGCAUAUUAUUAAAGUGACGAUCAUUGAUUGUGCCCCCUUGCAGAGUUGCAGGACAAGACCAUGCUUUCAAGCACCCUCUCUUUUUGAGGGGAAGACCUGAUCUCCUCAAAGAGAUCCAUAGGAAAAACUCUGAGACAAAUUGGCCUGUCCAACAGCGGUCAACGUUCAGUAAAGCUGAAAUAUCACCUUUAUUGCAAAAAUUAUACCAGCUCCACAGAAGAUCUCAAACGUCAGAAACCGAAAUUCAGAGACUUGAAGAAAAAGUCUCUGAAUUAACUGAACAGAAUCGUGUGCUUGCGUCACAGUUCUGGGAAACUAACUUACUGCAUUAAUAACAAGCAAGGCAUGAAAAUUAAAAAAAUUAAUUUAUAAAUAUUCUUUAUCUUUUAAUAAUAAAAAAACGGCGUUAUAAAUGGAGCAAGGAAAAAAUGAGAGGUAUCGAGCAAGUUCUAGUGAUGAUGGCAACGUAUAUACAAUCUAAUGGCCAAGAGCUCCCAAGCCAGCUUUUUAUGAGAGACAAUAAUUUGCCUAUUACUCAUAUACCAGGAAGCCCAGAAAAAAGACCAAAAAUCAAUGAUGGAAAUAUGGAUAUGUCACAUAACAUGGACGAAGGAAAAAACAGUAAAACCAGCUCAAAUGACGGAAGUUAUAAAAGAGACGAUUUAGAAGUUGAUGAGUUUUUCAAUUACGAGGACAUGGAUGAGUUUGGGGAGGAGAAUUUAGAUUUUCUGUUAGAUACUAGUUCAUAA